Molecule: messenger RNA, 3882 nt
Organism: Pseudozyma hubeiensis SY62
Lineage: Eukaryota; Fungi; Basidiomycota; Ustilaginomycetes; Ustilaginales; Ustilaginaceae
Product: pantetheine-phosphate adenylyltransferase
Exons: 1
Coding region: 1-3882 (1293 amino acids)
Biological process (GO): biosynthetic process; tRNA wobble uridine modification
Cellular component (GO): elongator holoenzyme complex
Molecular function (GO): protein binding; catalytic activity
Source: RefSeq, a predicted model, not a curated record
AUGACACCACAGGCUUCGAGCUCGUACAUCUCGGCGGCGUUCAAUCGCGCCAACCACAUCGCAGACUGGGCCAACGCCCCUCACAGCAACAUCGCUUACGCAGCCAACAAGUCGAUCGCAAUUUGGGACAAGCCCGGCCAUGCCUCGUCUCCAGGUGUCACGCAGAUCCUAUCCACAGGCUUCUCCGAGGCGAUCACGUCACUCAAGUUCGCCGACCUCAAGGCCGUCUCCCCCUUCCCAUGCAUUGUAGCCGGUUCCGCCGAAGGAAGCAUCGGCGUGUGGUCGUUUCAGGAGCAGCGCGGUUGGACAAAGGCACGAACUAUUCUAGCAGCUCAUCAAGGCUCAGUAUCUGCGAUCGGAGUGAUCCGACCCUCCGAAGCUACGUCAGAGCUGUUCUCUGUCAUCGUGUCGGGCGCUUCCGACGGCUUGCUCAAGGUUUGGAUGCUGUCGGGUGACGCUGCGGAAGCGCCGGCGUUGGUCCAAACAAUCAAUCUCAAAGGUCGAUUUCCUCUGGAUGUUUCGAUGCUACCAUUACCAUCCAGCACUACACCUCAACAUCUUCUCAUGGCUCUCGCCACGACGACCAACAAGAUCGACAUCUACGCCUCCACUUCAACCCACCAACUCGAUUUCCAACACAAACUCUCUCUAGAAGGGCACGAGGACUGGGUCAAAUCGCUCGAUCUCUGCAACACCUUCAUCUCGACGGAUGACGGACAAUCUAUUCACACCAUCAUGCUGGCCAGUGGCUCUCAAGAUUCGAGCGUCAGACUAUGGAAGAUCGCACCCACAGCUCAGCUUGAUGAUGCUACCUCUUCACGGCAGGCGCAGGCCCCUGCUCAGACCCGAGACGACGACUUUGAAAAGAUGGUCGCCAAGAUCGAAUCUGAUCGUAGCAACAAAGCUGGCGAAAUAUCAACUCGAGCACAUCCCUUUGCGGUCGCUCUCGCUGACGGCAACGAGCAGACGUGGGCCAUCACCUUUGAUGCCUUGCUCGUCGGGCACGAUAAUUGGGUCACCGGCGUACGAUGGCAUCCCGCUGCGACAUCCGCAAGCCGCCAGCUAGAACAGCCUGCUGCCCUCCUCUCGUCCUCGGCGGACAACAGUCUCAUCCUCUGGACGCCUUCUUCCCACCUCUCAGACACACCAUCAACGUCUCCCUUUCCCGCUUUCGACUCGGCUCUCCUCUCCACUGGAGGCGCACGGCGCGCCAGAGGUCCCACCUUGCACCACCUCGCUUCUUCCAUCUGGAUGCCAUCUCAGCGCUUCGGUGAGGUGGGAGGCGCCAGCAACCUUGGCUUCUUUGGUGCGCUCUGGCAACCAUGGCCAUCCACGACACCCACUCUCGACGAUCAGCAGCCCGUCUCUGCAGUGGUGGCGCAUGGCUGGGGAGGCUCAGCACACAUCUGGACGCUUCCUAAACAGCAGGUCACGUCGUCGAACGCCCGGUGGCAAGUUGCCGACCCGGUCACGGGACAUUUCGCUGCCGCUAGAUCCAUCUCGUGGGAGCCUUGCGGAGAGUACCUCCUCAGCUGUUCCGACGACCAGACCACACGCCUUCAUGCGAGACCCAUGCGCAGGAAUGCUCACAACAUCGAUCCCCACAGCGCUACCUGGCACGAGGUCGCGCGUCCACAAUCACACGGAUACGAUUUGCACUCCGUCUCGUGGCUCGACCGGCUCAACUUUGUCUCGGCUGCGGACGAAAAGGUCUUGCGAGUCUUUGCUGCUCCCCGCGGAUUCGUCGGUACCGUCGGCAAGGGCGGUCUGCAUUGCGCUGCGCUCGGCUCCGAGGUCGAGUCUCGAGCAGCAGCCCGUCCGGUCGCGGGACAAGAUGCGCUGCUCCACCUCUCCGUUGACCCGCGAUUCGGUCUACUCGCCUCGGCCAAGAGGCACGGUGAUCUCAUCAGGAACACGGUAGAACAGUGUUGCCACGAGCAGAGCGAUUCGGUCACUGCGAUUGUCUCCUCUCCUCUCUUUCAAAGGCCCUUUGACGGUCUCAGCUUCAAGCAGAUCGAGCUCUAUCUCAAGUGGCUCUACGCCCAGGCGUGGAGCGUCGCCGUCAAGCGCGGCCUGAUGCUCGCCAACAUUACUGUACUGCUCGUCCCCGAUACAUCUCUUGAAAAGAUCGCCCGAUGCCUCUGUACUGGCGAGGCGAAAGUGCUCAUUGACGCUAGCGUCGACCAGAAUCAUUAUCUCGCAACGAUCUGGCAGCAUCUUGGAGCCGUUCCUCGCAAGGUCGAUUCGAGCGUUGGCCUGCAGGAAAGUAGCGAGGCCGUAGGUCAAGACGAUGGCAAGGGUCUCAAGUGCUAUCCUGUCGUAGCGCUUGGAGGUACCUUUGAUCAUCUACACGUAGGGCACAAGAUAUUGCUCACUAUGGCCUCUCUCAUCGCCAACCACCGGAUCAUUGUCGGUGUCACGGACGAUGCCAUGCUCACCAAAAAGUCCAACGCUGCCGUCCUCGAGCCGAUCGAUGAGCGGAUCGCUGCCGUCAACGCAUUUAUCGGGCUUGUUCGCCUUCCCUUCACUCCCCUCGACCAGCAAGUGGUCAAGCUCGAAGACGUAGCCGGCCCUGCAGCUACCGAGGCCAAUCUGCAAGCUCUCGUCGUCACGGACGAGACGCUCUCCGGCGCUGACUUUAUUGAUGGCAAGAGAAAGGAGAACAAUCUUGCCUCGCUUGAAAAUUGGGUCAUCGGUGUCGUGGGCAGCGAAGGUCAGACCGAGCUCAAGGGCGAUGCUAAGGCAUUGGCCGAGAGCAAGAUCGGCAGCACGGCGAUCCGCAAGUGGCUCGUCUCGCAGGGUGCACGCCGAGUUCAAGCCCUCGAGACCACCAAGCGACACCGACUUUCUCGCCAGCUUCGUCUGGCAGCGAGCAGCUCAGAGAACGCUGUGCACCAGAACAAAGGUGACGACGUUUCAGCGCGUCCAGUCGGAGCCAGCGUCCCCCCUCUCGGCCUUUCAAAUCGAGCCGUGUUUGAGGGAUCCACGAUCGAAGAAGCGCCUUCCGCCAGUGGACAGCCUGUUGGAUCGGCCAAGGAGUCGCUAUCCGCGGUACUGCGUCAGCCACCGUCGGAAGAACAGCUUUCGGUCGAAACACUGUGGCCCGAGCUGGAGAAACUAUACGGGCACGGGUACGAGAUGCUCUGGGUCAGCGCCAACCCUCCCAAUCCCGUCGACGGUGGACGGACGACGAGCGGAGGGCGGUUUGUCGCUUCGUGCUGCAAAGCGACCAGCGAAGACCACGCCGUGGUGCGCAUCCACGAUCGUCAACAGAACUGGCGAGAAUGCGCCGUGCUGGAAGGUCACUCGCUCAGCAUCACUCGCAUCCAUUGGAGCAUCGACUCGCGCUUCGUGCUCACGUGCUCGAGAGACCGUAGCUGGAGGAUGUUCGAACAGGUGACAGAGGCUGGCAGCGACGAGGUACGUUUUGUACCUUUCACAGGAGAGCGGUCGCAUGCGCGAAUUGUGUGGGACUGCGCUUGGUCGACGGACGUCUCCAGGCCGUACGUGUUUGCUACGGCGUCUAGGGACAAGACGAUCAAGAUCUUUGAAUUGCAGCUCAAAGGUGAAGGCGAAAAGCCCUUUGUUCUGUUGCAGACGAUCAAGUUCAACGAGGCUGCCACGGCGGUUGCGUUUGGAGCGGAUCUGGUGAUGGCGAUGGGAAAGGAGGAUGGCGGAGUCGAGAUUCUUCAAAGACAGGCGGACGAGGACGGCCAGAAGGGCCAGCAGUGGUCGACGACGCUCACGAUCAAGGACAUGGCGUCGGAGCAGAUCAACCAGCUGGCGUUUCGUCCUCCCGUGCUCGACGAUGGUGACGACGCUAUGCUCGCUUCCGCAUCGGAGGAUGGAAGUGUUCGUCUGGUCAAGAUCACCGGGCUCUAG